AUGUUCUGCAGAUUUCCGCCUUUCGGCAAAGGCAAGUCCGGGUCUAGCUCUACAACGGCCGCUCCAUCCAGCAGAAGCGAGCAGAUUGCAGAUGCUGUGGUGCCCUCCUCCAGAAAAGACAAAGGAAAGUUGAUACCGCCAGCAUUUGGGCUUUUCAAUGACGAUAGGAGGACAUCCAGGACAUCCAGGACAUCAACAUCACAAGACAUGAUCCAGCUGGCACACAGACCGGUCAUACAGCCUCGCCGAAACACAUCUCUUGCCCCAUCGACAGAGAUGGGGAUCGAUUCUGACAUUGACCCUAACAAGUCAAAUGCGAGGGGGCAAGACUGGCGUGUCGAGCAAGCAAGAGAAAUCCAAAACCUAGCCGAACAUAUGAGAGAAGCCACUAGAUUUGUAAAAGCGCUUGUCAGAAUGCUGGACGCCGUGGAGGCUAUCCGAAAAGGCCACAAGAAACAGUUUGAGCUUCCAGAAGACCUAGCCACGCUCUACAAGACACAUCCACCAAUUCAAGAAGCGUUGGAUCACACGCGAUUGUCUGUGACAGUCAUUGCCGACAAGGUAUCAGAGUAUGCUGAUGGCGUGUCCGAAGCAUCGACGAGAGUGCAGAAAUUGGCUCGCAGCGGUAAAACAGGGCCCGUCAAGAAACGUCAUGGCAAGAAUGCCGAAGUGUGUCUGGUGUCUCAGAUUCCAGCUCUGCUGAAAGCGGCUAAUGUCUUUUAUGGUUUACGAGAAGUCAUUGACGACUGCAAAUUUGAGGGCGACGGUUCAAGUCCUCGUUUCGGGUCCAGAGACGACGUGGCUAGGCUUAGGAUGCGCGAGAAGGAAUUGUCGUGGCUGAUGCAAAGCCAUUCGGGUUGGAUCAGAGAGUUGCAGCAUCUGGACGUUGAUAGUUGA
Aureobasidium uvarum is the source of this 897-nucleotide messenger RNA. The record is from the annotation of a GenBank genome assembly. NCBI's taxonomy places the organism in Eukaryota, Fungi, Ascomycota, Dothideomycetes, Dothideales, Saccotheciaceae.